Messenger RNA from Pelobates cultripes (western spadefoot toad), 5558 nucleotides. Lineage: Eukaryota; Metazoa; Chordata; Amphibia; Anura; Pelobatidae. The record is from the annotation of a GenBank genome assembly.
AGUGAGAGCUGUGCUUUGGCAAAUUGUAGGAUAGAGUGGAAGAAUUUGGAACGAUGGCUGAUAAGUCUAACCAGAAGCCUCAUCUCAAUGUGGUCAUCAUUGGCCAUGUAGACUCUGGGAAGUCCACCACAACUGGUCACCUGAUCUACAAGUGUGGGGGGUUUGAACCAAGAGCACUGGAGAAGGUGGAGGCAGCUGCUAAUCAGGUGAGUCUCUACUCACAGGGUGCUUCUAUCUUAGGAAGCUGCUUUAACCCCAUUUAUUAGAAAUUGGAGUAAAACUGUUAAUGUGCUUAUAUUGUCCUGCCAAGGCUUCCAAAGUCCUAGUGUCUUGGCUAAUGUAAUUUAAGCCCUUCAGUGUCUUCUCUUACUUCUCUACCUCUUUAGACUUUUAAGUGUUUUAAACUGGUCUUUCUAUGUAAAUCUGUCCUACUUGUGACAAUCAUGUAAUUUCAUGUCUAAUGCUAGCAAUAUCUGUGUAGACCCUGUCCCUGAUGCUCUAAUGCCCUCACUCCAAGAGCUGGCCCUGCCUGUAUCAGGAGAGUUUAUGGGAACCAGAGCUCCUGGUACAGAGGCACCAUAACCACUACAGGGUGCUGUAGUUCUGGCAACUGAAUUAUUAUCAUCCAUCAUCUUUUAAAAAAAACAAAACCCCUAGAUUCCAUUCUAAUGCUAUAACUUAAAGGGACACUCUCGUCACUGGCCUGUGAAGUGUCACUUUCCCUUUAACCCUGUAGCUGAAUGCAUUGCAUUUUCAGAGAAACUGCAUGAUUAACACUGCCUCUAGGGGUGACUACCAUUCAGCCACCAAGCAUGUUUUGCUGAGUUUAACUCCAUGAAACUAUGCUUUAUGUCUGAACUAUUUGCAUGAGGUUGUCCAGCCUUCUAAAUCCCUAUAGGAAAACAUUGAUUACACUGUUUUUCCUAUGGGAAGGCAUAAUGUGUAUGUGCAGUGAUUGUUGCACAUGUGCAUUAGGCUUGCCCUUGCAAUGCUGCUGGAAUAUGAUGUGUAUGUAAAGGGUUAUUUGCACCUCUGAAUUGUACAGGGUUGCUAUUGUGUUAGAAAUACAGCUGUGUAUAAUGAUACUGUAGUGUUCAUUUAAACAGUCUUUUAUGGCAGUCAGCCAUACCAAAGACUGAGAAUGUGUGGUUACAACUCUGUGGCUAAGGUUUGCAACUCUUUCUUCCUUAGAUUGGUAAAGGAUCAUUCAAGUUUGCUUGGAUCCUUGAUAAGCUGAAAGCAGAGCGGGAACGUGGAAUAACUAUUGACAUAUCCCUGUGGAAAUUCCAAACUAAGAGAUAUACCAUAACCAUCAUUGAUGCUCCGGGUCACAGGGACUUCAUUAAAAAUAUGAUCACUGGAACCUCUCAGGUACUCCUAUUUAAAAUGUCUUAGAUUUUUCUGCUCUAGUUCAAAAUGACUAUGAAUUUUAUUUUUUCCUGGACUAACUAGACCCAUUUCAUUUUAGGCUGAUGUUGCCAUCCUGGUUGUCUCUGCAGCCACAGGCGAGUUUGAGGCUGGUGUCUCUAGAAAUGGACAGACUAGAGAACAUGCCCUUCUAGCUUACACCAUGGGAGUCAAACAACUCAUCGUGUGCGUCAACAAAAUGGAUGUGACUGAGCUUCCAUACAGCCAGAAGCGGUUUGAAGAGGUUGUAAAAAAUGUGACGGUUUAUCUAAAAAAGAUUGGUUACAACCCAACUACCAUACCCUUUGUUCCUGUAUCUGGGUGGACUGGAGAAAACGUAGCUUCUCCUAGUCUGAAGGUAAUAUUCUUCAGAGCAAUUAAAGUACUUAUUCUUGGUCAAAGCUGGAAAUGUAAAUAUUCCCCUUUAAAGGGACACUGUAGGCACUACAUCAACUGAACUGGUUAUAGUGCCUGGAGUCCCCCUGACACAUCCCUCUAUGUGUUAAACCAUUUUAGUAUUUAACUUUUUAAAGUGCUCAUUGCACGAUUAUGUGGUUUAAACAUAAUGGACAUACAGGAGCAAUGAGAUGAAGCUAGUGUCCCUUUAAAGACUUUCCCUACACUUGAUGUGGCAUGGGUUCAACACUUCCUGAAGCUACCCUCAUGAUGUAAAACUGGAUGACUAGCAAAACUACAAACCCCCAAACUAGACUAAUUAGUUUUUUGUUUUUUUUUGUUCUGUUAAUGCUUGUAUUAUACUUUGUACUGUUUCCCCAGAUGAACUGGUUUAGGGGAUGGAAAGUGAAACGAAAGGAAGGCUUUUCUAAAGGUCAGUGCCUUCUGGAGGUUCUGGACUGUCUCGUGCCUCCCGUGCGGCCAGCCAACAAGCCUUUAAGAUUACCUCUUCAAGAUGUCUACAAAAUAGGUGGUAAGAACAUCCCCAAGCUCAAUCAUUGCUGAGUUGAAACACUUAAAGCAUGUCUUCUCUAUGAAACUUUCCACAUAACAGGUGGACUGGAUGCAGCAAAACUUGUGAUCAGAUAGCAGAUUGCCUGUAUCUUUAGGUUACAAGCUUCACCUGUUAAAGUGGAAGACUUCCUUUUGUAAGCCUUUAUCUUACACUGGUAGAUCUGUUCUGAAGCCUAAACUUGCAUGCUCUUAUAAAUUCUAGAAGCACUCCAGAAUACUGCAGCUGAACAUCAUAAAUUCCAUCUGUCAAUGUGGUGACUGCAGCCUUGGCUCUAGGCUUCAUGAAUCAUUCCAUGCUUCCACUUCACCUUCUAAAAUGGCUGAUCUGCUUGGAACAAAUCCCACUCCAGAAUGCAUUUUAUUCAGAUUUAUGCUCCUGGCACUAAAUAUCCAUUGGCUUAAAGCAAAACUUCACACUGACAGUGAGACCCCAUUAAAGAUCAGGUGUGAUGUCUGAAUCUAAAGUGGGUUCUCAGUAGACUCUUAUAACAGUCUCUGGUUCCCCAUGACACUUUCUUUGGAAAGAAGCAUAACUUGGCCAAUGACCUGAAGUUUGCCUUGUUAAUAGUGGCUGUUUUUGGAGGAGUCACUAUUCAAUUCAUGUUUAUGUAUUUUCAGGAAUUGGUACUGUCCCUGUUGGGAAGAUUGAGACUGGAAUUCUGAAACCAGGAAUGACAAUCUGCUUUGCCCCAUCAAGCUUCACUGCAGAAGUGAAGUCCAUAGAGAUGCACCAUGAGCCUGUCCAGACAGCACUGCCUGGUUACAAUGUUGGCUUCAAUGUAAAGAACAUUGCGGUUAAAAGCCUCAGACGUGGUAACGUAGCUGGAAAUUCAAAGACUGAUCCACCAACUGAGGCCUCCACCUUUACUGCACAGGUACUAGAAAAACCAAUAGAUCUAACUCUAAAUGAGUCAAGUGCUAAAACUGUUUAGAAUAACAUUGACAAAUGUUAUAAGUCUUCAAUGGAAAAACCCCAAUUGGGCAACUACUAGUAUAGAAACUCAUCUGUCAUAACAGCUUGUAAUAACCACUUAAAUGCAUGGACAAUCUCUCAGGUGCCAUCUGGUGGUUUUUCCACAUAAUGUAGACUGAGGCAAUAAACAGAAAAGUGGAGCUUUAAUGGUAGUGAACGCUUCCUUUAUUCCCAUUCUUGGGUUUAAAAUGGUCUGCAACAUUAACUAUUAAAGGUUAGUCUACACAUAGACCCAACAACUCUUGCAGUUAAUCAUUGUAGACAAAUGCUAUAGUCAGUGUCUGUAUUACGGGUAGAAACAACAAAGAAAAUGUUACCUGCGCUCUCCUUAAUCCCUAUGUAUUUAGACAAAUGGAGGUCAUUUAGUUGCUCCAAUGGCCAUUGGAGGGAAUGCCCGCCUGCCAACGUCAAGGCAGACCCCCUAAAGCGGCUCCUAACACUGACCCUUCAGCCUGCUUCCUUGAGCUUCUGGCAAAGAUAUCUCUAAUGAGACAGGUGUAUUUAUAUACACCGCUAUAUAAUUAACCCUUAAUAGGGAACACAUGGGAUGGGUGGCAGCAUUGUAACAAGGCUGUGUGAUACAAAGUAAAUACAAAAAGAUAAGUCCUGUGCUCACUCCCAUCACUACUGGGCAGGCAGCAAUGACUACAGUACACAUCAGCCCCAAUAUAUAGUAAAAACCAAAGAAAAGCUACCUGCGCUCUCUCCUUAAUCCCUAUGUAUAAUUAGACAAAUGGAGGUCAUUUAGCUGCUCCAAUGGCUUUUUACUAUAUAUUGGGGCUGAUGUGUACUGUAGUCAUUGCUGCCAGCCCAGUAGUGAUGGGAGUGAGCACAGGACUUUUGUAUGUAUUAAGGGUGAAAUAUUUUAGGUUUAUACUUUAAAUAAACAGUUGUGAUUUCCUUCAAGAUCACCCAAAAAUGAGCAAUUAAAAAAAUUACUCAGUACAUAAGCUAUGUUAAAGUUCAGAUGGUACAACUUAACAGAUCCUACAACCUAGAUGAUAUGGAUAAAAUGGAUACAUGUAGAAAUCUAGUGGGUGGUGUAUAGCUUGCUAUCCAAACUCAAAACCUAGUGGUAAAAGUCCACUUAGAAUUUGUAUUCCCUGAUGGGUUUAAAGCAAGCUUCCCUAAACUCCAGCCCUCCAGAUGUUGAACUACAAAUCCAUGAUUCUAUGAAUCAUUGAGUUUGGGGAAGCCUGGUUUAUGGUCUUGCUUGUUUGAAGUCUUUGUAGCAGUUUCUGCUCAGUAACUGACAAACAAUGCUGUAGACUGCAAAUUACUAGAACCUCUAGCUUUCUGACAUGUCCUGUAGUACUUGUUUGAUGCAAAAGUGCAAGAAUAUCAUUUAGUAAAUGUAUAUUCUACUACACACAAGCCUGGGACACGCUGAUCUUCAAAAUAUGGGCAUCAGAUGUUGGAGAGCAGGAUUAACUGCUUUCUAAAUGAUUAAUGGAAGCUUCAUUCUCACUUAGGUGAUCAUUCUGAACCAUCCUGGAUUUAUUAGGGCUGGAUAUUCACCUGUGAUAGACUGUCACACUGCCCAUGUAACAUGCCAGUUUACUGAGCUUCAAGAGAAGAUUGACCGGAGAUCUGGCAAAAACCUGGAGGACAAUCCUCUGGCCCUGAAAUCAGGAGAUGCGGCCAUUAUCAAACUGAAGCCUAUCAAACCAUUCUGCGUUGAACGCUUCUUUGACUAUCCACCUCUAGGUUAGUGGGCAUUCCUGCAAAGUGCCGAAACUUGUUGUAUAGUAUGACCAUCAUCUUUGGUAGAUUGUGGUAAGUUUGCAAACUGACUCUGCAACAUCUAAAGUUGAGGGUCUGGCCUAGAGUAAAAUUUCUUAUUAUAGUAAAAGGUCUAGCUAUUAACCUGUCAUGCUUCUGGCAAACAUAAUGCAAACCUAAAUAUCUCCAGGUAACGAGUUUUAUUAUCUGUUACAGGGAGAUUUGCUGCACGAGACUUGAAGCAAACUGUAGCAGUUGGGGUUGUGAAGUCUGUGGAGCGGAAGGCUGGGUAUCCUGCUCGACAAGCUCAAAAAACGGUCCUAGUGAAAUGAGUGUUCUGCAUCCCCAGCUGGAAGUACCCAAAAUUGUUCUGAGCAACUUAACUUUAAUUUCUCUAAUCAAUUUUGUUCCUUAAUGCAGAAAUGGCAUGACUGUUUACUUUAGUUGUGUAUUGAAGGGUACUUCCCAAAUAAAACUUGUAAAGCAA